AUGAAUGCAUCAAACAAUUGAUGCAUUCAUUGAAAAUUGACUUUAAAAUCACAAUUAAUGCCAAAGACUUUGUGUUAAGUGUAGACAUGGACUAACCCGUUGUGGACAUCACUGGACUAUCACAUCCCACACACAAUGGUGUCUAAGUUGUUGUUUCUGAAGUAUUUGUCACUAUUAGUGCUGACAAUACAGACGACAACAUUAGUAAUGAUAUUAAGGUUUUCGCGGAUCAGUUACACACCAAAUGAAUCCCAUUAUAUCAGUAGUACUGCUAUAGUGUUGAGUGAAUGCAUCAAACUUGUGGUCUCUCUCCUCAUACUCGCACUUCAGUCCAAUUGUUCGUCUCAAAAAGUGAUACAACUCUUGAACAAUGAAGUGGUGGCCAAACCUCGAGAGACGGCCAAAUUGUUGGUACCGGCGCUGUUGUACACCAUUCAGAAUAACCUCCUAUUCCUAGCCCUCACUAACUUAGACGCCGCCACAUAUCAGGUGACAUAUCAGCUAAAGAUCCUGACGACAGCCCUGUUCUCCGUAUUUAUGCUUCACAAGAGACUGGCUGUCAAUCAAUGGCUAUCAUUGGUAUUACUCACGAUUGGCGUCACUUUAGUCCAGUGGCCCCAAAGCCCUCAGAGUCCGUCCGACAAAUUGGAUGAAAUGUCUGAAGCGAUGACCGGUGCGGAGGAGCCGGUGGGCAACCGGUUGUUGGGAGUGACGGCUGUGUUGGCCUCAUGUUUCUCGAGUGGCUUCUCCGGUGUGUACUUCGAAAAGUUAGUCAAAUAUACCUCUCAGUCCCUAUGGAUCAGAAACACACAAAUGGCACUCUUCUCAGUCGUUAUCGCAUCCAUUGCUAUGUUUUUACAAGACUUUGAUCUCAUUUACGCCAACGGCUUCUUUCAGGGAUACACAUCGUUGACAUGGAUUGUGGUGUUAUUGCAAGCAUUUGGUGGUCUCGUAGUGGCUAUUGUCAUGAAAUACGCCGAUAAUAUUCUUAAGGGGUUUGCGACCUCCAUAUCCAUCGUAUUAUCCACUGUUUGCAGCGUUUACCUGAUGGCAGACUUUUAUCCCACAAAUUCCUUCCUUUGCGGUGCUUUUAUUGUCAUAUUAGCCAACAUUCUGUACGCC
This is a messenger RNA of Oppiella nova, 1122 nucleotides long. Lineage: Eukaryota; Metazoa; Arthropoda; Arachnida; Sarcoptiformes; Oppiidae. The record is from the annotation of a GenBank genome assembly.